AUGGCAGUGGAAAUGUAUCCCGUGGAGUCCUGUCCUGGGAAUGGCGACUCAUGGCAGAAGGCUGGAAUCGCAUUGAAAUGUCCAAAUGACAACAUCGGCAGGAACCUUUACCAAUGUGCCCCUAAUGAAUAUAAGACAGAUUUGGUCGAGUUCUGCUUGAAGGGAUCCAUCGGGAGAUUUGAAGAAGGUUUAUGCGUGUACGCCUAUCCUAACGGACACUUAGGUGUGAAGAACUGCACGACGUUUGUGACCGGAUGUCCUGAAACGUCCUACAACAGCAAUGAAAUCUACAACCUCCUUGAUUGCAUAGAUACAAGACAUGGACAUCUCCUCGAAAACCUAAACCAGCCUUGGUUGUCUCAUGCAGAACUGGAUGAAAUGGCAGCAGUCGUGAAUAGAUGUGGAUCGCCUCUGUCCAAAUGCUGGGGGUUCACUGACGGAACUAUCAGACCGAUAUGCAGACAUCAGUCUCAUCAGCAGGUGGUGUUUAUGGUCACAAAAGAAUACACGGUUUAA
Molecule: messenger RNA, 516 nt
Organism: Ostrea edulis (European flat oyster)
Lineage: Eukaryota; Metazoa; Mollusca; Bivalvia; Ostreida; Ostreidae
Exons: 3
Coding region: 1-516 (171 amino acids)
Source: RefSeq, a predicted model, not a curated record